Molecule: messenger RNA, 4621 nt
Organism: Triplophysa rosa
Lineage: Eukaryota; Metazoa; Chordata; Actinopteri; Cypriniformes; Nemacheilidae
Gene: pwp2h
Product: PWP2 small subunit processome component
Exons: 21
Coding region: 103-2799 (898 amino acids)
Biological process (GO): ribosomal small subunit assembly; maturation of SSU-rRNA from tricistronic rRNA transcript (SSU-rRNA, 5.8S rRNA, LSU-rRNA)
Cellular component (GO): Pwp2p-containing subcomplex of 90S preribosome; small-subunit processome
Molecular function (GO): protein binding
Source: RefSeq, a predicted model, not a curated record
GUGUAUCUGUACACACGUGCGUUCAUGUAUUGGAGGUUUUUCACGUGUGGGAUGUUUGCUUGCUUCUGAUUAUUAAUAACAUAGCACGUCUUUUCAGAGAAUAUGAAGUUUGCUUACAAGUUUUCCAAUUUAUUGGGCGCAUUUUAUCGUCACGGGAACUUAUCUUUCUCAAAAGAUGGCAAUUCUGUCAUCAGUCCUAUCGGCAACCGCAUCUCCGUUUUUGAUUUGAAAAACAACAAAUCGGAAACCUUACCUGUGUCCACCACAAAGAACAUCAGUUGUGUUGGAGUAUCUCCAAAUGGGAAUCUCGCUAUUCUUAUAGAUGAAGAUGGAGCAGCUAUACUGGUCAGCCUGGUCACUCGGGCAGUACUCCACCAUCAUCACUUCCAUAAGCCUGUGAACAGUGUUUGUUUCUCUCCUGAUGGCAGGAAAUUUGUGAUAACAAAAGAAAAUGUGGCUCUGUUGUACCAUGCCCCUGGAAGAAACCAAGAAUUUAAUGUGUUAACAUUAGACAAGAGCUAUUAUGGACCAUUUGAUGAAACAACUUGCAUUGACUGGACAGAUGACUCCAAGUGUUUUGCGGUUGGUAGCAAGGACAUGACCACAUGGAUUUUUGGAGCAGAGAGAUGGGUAAACCUCAUCUACUACUCAUUGGGUGGACACAAGGACAUCAUAGUUGGCUGUUUCUUUGAGAAGGACAGUUUGGAUAUGUACACGGUUAGUCAGGAUGGCACCCUGUGUAUAUGGGAAAGUGACACAGAGCUAGAGGGCUUACGGAAAGGCCCAAAAUUCUCUGAGAGAAAUAAAGUGGAUAAGAAUAAAACAAAAGACACUGAGGACAAUGGAGGGUAUGAUGAUAUUGAAGAUGUUGGAGAAGAGGAUGGAGAAAUGAGAGGAGAGGUUAUUAAAGGAGGCGCAAAUGCACCCAAAGAACUGAAAGGCAUACAAAAUGUCUGCUAUACACAAAUAAGCAAACACUAUUUUAACAAGGAUGGUGAUUUCAGCAAAUUGACAGCUGCAACCUACCACAAGAAAACACACAUCCUGGUGACAGGCUUUGCAUCUGGAGUCUUUCACUUGCAUGAGCUGCCUGAAUUUGACCUCAUUCACUCACUCAGUAUUUCAGAUCAGAGGAUUUCUGCCAUAACUAUGAAUCAUACUGGUGACUGGAUUGGCUUUGGCUGUUCAGGUCUGGGUCAGUUGCUGGUUUGGGAAUGGCAGAGUGAGUCAUAUGUGUUUAAACAGCAAGGACACUUCAAUAACUUGAACUCUUUGGCUUAUUCACCUGAUGGACAGUAUAUUGCCACUGGAGGGGAUGAUGGCAAGGUUAAAGUGUGGAACACUAACAGUGGCCUCUGUUUUGUGACAUUCACCGAACAUUCCAGCAGUGUAACCAGUGUUGCCUUUACGUCCAGCGGCUUUGUGGUGGUUAGCGCAUCACUAGAUGGCACCGUUAGAGCAUUUGAUCUACACAGGUAUCGUAACUUCCGUACUAUGACAUCUCCACAACCUGCUCAGUUCUCCUCACUGGCAGUGGACAGUAGUGGGGAGUUGGUGUGUGCAGGUUCUCAGGACUCUUUUGAGAUUUUCCUUUGGUCUUUGCAGACUGGGCGGCUGCUAGAGGUGCUCAGCGAUCAUGAAGGUCCUGUCAGUAACUUGUGCUUCAGCCCAGUCCAGUCUGUGCUCGCCAGUGUGUCAUGGGACAAAACUGUCCGGCUGUGGGAUAUGUUGGACAGCUGGCAGACCAAAGAGACUUUGUGGCUUACCUCAGAUGGACUCGCUGUAACAUUUCGUCCUGAUGGUCAAGAAUUGGCAGUGGCCUCCCUAAAUGGUGAGAUCACGUUUUGGGACCCUCAGACUGCAGCACAGACUGGCACAAUCACUGGCCGCUCUGAUUUGCAGAUGGGACGUAAAGAGACAGAGAAAAUCACUGCCAAGCAGUCUGCUAAGGGAAAGUCCUUUACCUCCUUGUGUUACUCAGCGGAUGGUGAAUCGAUCCUUGCAGGUGGACAGUCAAAGUUUGUAUGCAUUUAUAAUGUUAAGGAACAGAUUCUGAUGAAGAAGUUUGAGAUUUCCUGCAAUCUCUCUCUGGAUGCUAUGGAGGAGUUCCUGGAUAGGCGCAAGAUGAUAGAUUUUAGGCAUCGCAUUUUAGCAGACGAGGGAGCAGGUGAUGGAGAUGAAGUGAAUCUCAGUCUUCCUGGAGUCAGGAGAGGUGAUAUGAGCUCACGACACUUUAAACCGGAAAUCCAUGUUAGCUCUCUCUGCUUCUCACCAACUGGGCGCAGUUGGGCAGCAGCCUCUACUGAAGGUUUGCUCGUCUAUUCUCUGGAUGCAUCACUUGUGUUUGACCCCUAUGAUCUGGACAUGGAUGUCACUCCAACAUGCAUACAGCAGCAGACGAAGAAGAAAGAGUGGGCAUCGGCCAUCUUGCUGUCCUUUCGCCUGAAUGAAACGUCACUCAUAAGAGAGGUUCUGGAGGCAGUGCCAUAUGACCAAAUUGCAGUGGUAUGUGGCUCACUGCCAGAUGUCUAUGUGGAUAAACUUCUGGACUUUGUGGCAUCAACACUUGAAAAAUCUAACCAUCUGCAGUUUUACCUAACUUGGACUCUGUGUCUGCUCACCCUGCACGGACAGAAACUCAAGAAUAGAUCUCGAACCAUACUGCCUAGUGUACAGCAGCUGCUGAAGAGCAUUCAAAGACACCAUGGUGAUCUCUCUAAACUCUGUGACUGGAAUAUUUACAACAUUUGCUAUGCCACUGCUCUGUCUAAACAAAAUGGCAGAAAUAUACAGGAAUAGACUCCUGAGAAUGAAGAAUAGUACGUGAUGGGUCAGCCUAUAAUGAUGGAGUGCUGAAAUGAAGGUGGUAAACAGAGCCAGCACAUCAUCAAAAGAAAUUGAAAGCACAGUGGAGUGCGAGACAAGAAACUGAUGUAAUUUUUUUUAAAGAAAAUUCUAAAUAUAGAAUGGUAAAUUUCAGUGGUUCAGACUCUUUCAUUUGAUAUUUUAUGUUUAAUCUGCUUGAUGUUUAGGGAAGCAAGUAUGGCUUUAUAUUCUGGAUAUUUGAACAUUUGAAAACGGGUUUGAAAAUGCAGCUUUUUGCUUUUGUAAAAACUGUGAUGUCAUGCACGUAUAUUAUGUGUUUAGUCUAUAGGCUUGCUCGAGCAUUGUUGCCCGAUGUGUGAGGUUCCCACCCAAUUGGACGGUUUUGAAUGUGCGGUUAAAUAUAGGUUUGGGCGGGUGUACAAAAUUUGGUCUGUUUUGGGAAUAGCAAUUUUUCAGACUGUAACGAGGAAGGCUGGACGAGAGCCGUGAGGCAACGAGGCGGGGCCGGUGGCGUGAGUGAUAGUGGGAAUCAGCUGUGCGCACACUGGUCCUGCAUGUCUCACGGAGGAGAUUGGGAGCAUAAGAGGACGAGCGACAGGACUACGGAUGAGAGAGGACGGGCCCGGACAUAUGUUAAGUUUUAUUCUUCUCUUGUUUUUUUCUUUUUUCUUGUUUUUUUAAGAUUCAAAAACUUUAAUCAAAAUAAACAAACAAUAACACUGAAGUAAAAGGGCAGACAGCCACCUCACGGUAGACUGCCGGCCACACAAACAUAAAUGAAACUUAACACAUGUCCGGGCCUGGUCCUCUCUCAUCCGUAGUCCUGUCGCUCGUCCUCUUAUGCUCCCGAUCUCCUCUGUGAGACAUGCGGGACCGGUGUGCGCACAGCUGAUUCCCACUAUCACUCAUGCCACCGGCCCCACCUCAUUGCAUCACAUUGCAUCACGUCUCUCGUCCCGCCUUCCUCGUUACACAGACAUUUUCAAACGUUCAGAUAUUGUAUUCAUGUACUUAAUCCAAUGUUUAGCUGUGUUUGUCAGCAUCCUGUUCAUGUAAAAACCCAUAACCUGUUUCUGCUCUGCAUUUGAAGGUAAAAUAUCUUUCAACAAGCUGGUGUACAACCAAAUUCUGUGACCAUUGAAUUAUUGGGGUUAGGAUUAGGGCAACAGAAAUCACACUGAAUUGAGUAAUAUUUACACAUUUUGAGUAUCCAUGUGCACAUUUAUAGAUCGUUUAUUUGUAUAGCACUUUUUGCAAUUUGCAUUGCAUCAAAGCAGCUGUUCAGGAAAAACAGCAAAGAAAAUCAAAUGCGUACACAUACUGUAACAGUUUACUAAUAUAAUAAUCCUUAACCUACAGUAAAAUUCAGGAACUCAGACUGUGUUUUCAAAAAAGUGAACCGCGUAUUAAAGAGAAAACACUCAUUAUUGAAGUAGUACUAGGUGGGUGUAUUAAAAUGCAAAUGCAGUAAUAAGAAACCCUUGACAUGAUGAAGGUCCAGGAGAUAUAUCAAGAGGAAAGAACCAAAAUCAAACCCAAUGGGCCUCAUUCAUGAAACGAGCAGAACACAUUUUUGUGUAAAUCGUUCAUGAAGUAGUUCUGAUGUAAUUUUUGGAUUCAUACAAAUUUUCUAAAUGUUAGUUGGUACGAAAACAAAUUACACCUUCUCCCUACCACGUGUAAACUGCGCGUCAAACAUUCAAAUGUUCUGGGUUUUUUUUGACAAACUGAAUACACUUUAUUUUGAUGCACUGUGUAUCAUGAUAUUUCACGAGUUCCUUUGCCCUGUCUUUUU